Messenger RNA from Suillus discolor, 291 nucleotides. RefSeq lists its product as uncharacterized. Bases 1 to 291 code for a protein of 96 amino acids. NCBI's taxonomy places the organism in Eukaryota, Fungi, Basidiomycota, Agaricomycetes, Boletales, Suillaceae. The record is from RefSeq and is a predicted model, not a curated record. The transcript has a single exon.
AUGAUAGACUCGACGACAAACAUAGGGGCGCCGAGAUGCGGGAGGUGGAGUUGUGAGAGAACGAGAGGUGGGUUCCGGGCCCUUCUUUAUCCUCCUCGUUCGGCACAUAGUGGGGAAGUGAGGUGUGUGUUUUUCUUAACGGACUGGCGUUUAUCACUCAAUUCGAAAUCGCUACUAACUCCCUGCGACCCCAGCAACAACCUCACGCUCUCGCUCGCACCAGGCUGGGCAUUCGUAGAAACUGAGGGGUGGAGACCGGAUGCACUGGGGAGGUCUCUGCCUCUGUUCUAA